Dufourea novaeangliae is the source of this 3494-nucleotide messenger RNA. RefSeq names its product inactive rhomboid protein 1. Lineage: Eukaryota; Metazoa; Arthropoda; Insecta; Hymenoptera; Halictidae. Gene Ontology annotation, biological process: regulation of epidermal growth factor receptor signaling pathway; regulation of protein secretion. Gene Ontology annotation, molecular function: serine-type endopeptidase activity. The record is from RefSeq and is a predicted model, not a curated record. The transcript is spliced from 13 exons. Gene Ontology annotation, cellular component: endoplasmic reticulum membrane. The coding region runs from base 1 to 2709 and encodes 902 amino acids.
AUGAGGCAACCAUCGCCGGGGUCCGGCACAACCGGUACGUCGACGGUUUCCUCGAGCGGGCCCGACGGGGAGAAUGGCCAAAGUAUCGGUUUAUACCCAGUGGGCAACGCUGGUUCGUCGAACGCGGAUCCAGCGACGGUCACACCGAUCACGACGACGGCGACGAUGCCGUUGGUUACCCCCGGCAUCGUUGCUGGAUCGGGAACUGGGCCCAGUAUCACCAGAAGCGUGUCAGCCCCCACCGCGCCUAGGCCAGUCGUCCAGGUGACUAGUUCCGCUAGCACACCUGGAUCACAGAGGCCUAGGUUACGAAGGAACAUGAGCCGCACCGAGGCUAUUAGGAACUACAUCAAACGAGAAACGGCGCAAUUCUUCGGCGUGGACGAGGAGUCUGAGACCCUAGAAAGACAAAGAUGGUUGGACCGAAGACGGAGAAUGGCGUCGAGGAAGUACGGUGCCCUUGUUCCGGAACACAGACCACCGGAUCCCGAUAUUACAAGGGACGUGCCAGAUACCACGGAUCUGCCAGAGGGUGUUACACUGAGAAGAUGGCAACAACCAGUGAGAAGGAAAGAUUCUGUGGCGAGAAUGACGCUUUCGGGUCUCCACUACGUCGUCGAGUCCCUGAGGAGACAACGGCCCCGUGAGACAUCGCAGACCAGGCCGGAGUCACGCAGCUUCCCCCCCAGCGUGAUUGCCUAUGUGUCGGGGGCAGAGGCGGCGACGUCAGCGGAGAGCGGCCAGGACGAGGAAAGGUCCUUCUUCGACAGGCCACCGCCGCCACCGCCGCCGCUUCCGCCGCCGCCCACGCAGCAAUCGCAGUCGCAGAUCGAGCAGGGUAUCGACGGACUAUCCAAGGACGAGGAGGACAGCGCGAAAGUCGCGGAUCUGCUCGAUUCCGCGGCCGAGAGGGAAACGUCCGAGGAAUUGGUCAGGUUUGCACCGCAGAAAGAUGAGAGGACGUCGAUCGACGGACAGGUCAGAAGACCUCGUCACAUCCCGAGGGACCAUUACAUUUCAAGAAAAACGAGUUGGAGCAGGUCGAGGUACGACACCUCCAUGGGCGAGGGCACCAGAGGGCAGAAGGACGAGGGGGUGACAUUGAGGAGGGAUUUAACCGGGGGCACGAGGAUUUCGCCGAGCACCAUCGACCGAAUAUUCGACAACAGUAACAGGCGGCAAUACGGCAUGGGAAUCGUCGGUAGAUUCUUUGGGAGAUCUUUUCGAAAGAGCGUGUCUCAGAAGCCAGACGUUAGGAAACAACUGGAUGAUUUUGAGGAUCAUCGACCAUACUUCACGUAUUGGAUUACCACCGUUCAAGUGCUCAUUUUGAUAAUCUCGUUAGCGUGUUACGGCUUCGGGCCCGUGGGCAUGGACCUUAGUCACAGAUCGGGACUGGUUCUCGUGACCAGUCUAUCGUUGCAGCAAGUGGACUACCAGGAACCAGCGAAUUUUUGGUUUGGUCCAAGGGCCGCGGAUCUGAUUCACCUGGGCGCGAAGUUCGCGCCUUGUAUGCGUCGCGAUAUCAAGAUCCUGAAAGAGAUCGAUGUCUGGCGGGAAAGGGAGCGCGACACAGCCUGCUGCAUCCGAAACGACGAUUCCGGCUGCGUGCAGUCCAGCAAAGCCGAUUGCUCUAACACAAUAUCGACCUGGAAAAAGUGGGGACCCGGAGACAGCGGACCUGGCGGACGCAUAAGCGGAUCGGUUUGCGGAUUGGAUCCGAAGUUUUGCGACGCUCCGGCGAGCAUAGCGCCGUACGAGUGGCCGGACGACAUCACUAAAUGGCCAAUCUGUCGCAAGACCAACCCUUUCAACCAACGGUUUAGUAGAAACGGCAGCCAACGGGGCAACAGUAACUUUCCAGUGAGCAGGUACAAGGACAAAAUGGCGGAGCACAUGGUCUGCGAGGUGAUCGGACAUCCAUGCUGUAUCGGUAUACACGGGAUGUGUCGGAUCACCACGAAGGAAUACUGCGAUUUCGUGCACGGUUACUUUCACGAAGAGGCGUCCCUCUGCUCCCAGGUCGAGUGUUUGCACGACGUUUGCGGCAUGAUUCCAUUUCUUCAUCCUGAAUGGCCGGAUCAGUUCUAUAGGCUCUUCACCACCACUUUUCUUCAUGCCGGAAUUCUUCAUCUAUCCAUCACGCUGUUCGUUCAGUACUUUCUAAUGCGCGACCUGGAGAAGCUCACAGGCUCGCUGCGCGUCGCUUUGAUCUAUUUCAUCGGGGCUCUAGCUGGCAACCUGGCCAGCGCAAUAUUCGUCCCUUAUAGAGCGGAGGUGGGUCCGGCUGGCGCGCACUUCGCCCUCUUGGCCACUCUGAUCGUCGAAGUGCUGCAUUGUUGGCCGAUGUUGAAGCACCCCCGUCGAGCGCUGUCGAAACUGAUCGUGAUCCUGUUUGCCCUCCUGGUACUGGGCAUCCUCCCGUGGGUGGACAAUUACGCGCACCUGUUCGGUUUCAUCUUCGGCUUCCUCGCCGCGUACGCGCUGAUGCCAUUCAUUUCGUUCGGUCACUACGAUCGUCGCCGUAAAAUCUGGCUGAUCUGGAUCUGCAUGAUCCUGAUCGUGGUUCUAUUCACCCUGCUGCUUGCCCUGUUCUACAACGUGCCGGUGUACGAGUGCGAGGUCUGCAAGCUGUUCAAUUGUAUCCCGUUCACGCGGGACUUUUGCGCCUCCCAGAACAUCAAUUUCAAACGGGAGGAGCCCGUAUGACACACGGGGCCGCGGUUCGAAGUCGAAUUCGAAGCAUCGUCCGAGAUGAUCCUGACUCGAGAAGGUGGAGAAGGAUCCACGGGGCCGUUGAUUGGGCUGGCUCUGCUGUUGCUGGUACCUGGACGCGCGAGCCCGUAAGUAGAGACAUGAAAGUGACGAAAGUGUCUUCGAUCUGUGUUCGCAAAAGAGGAAACGAGCUGCUACAGGAGGAUUCGCCAUUGGCCCAACGAAUCCGGAGGAACUCGUGUUCGUCGCCAACGGACAAACGACACUGCCUUAAAGUUAAUAAGAAGAAAAAGAAGAAGAAGAAGAAGAAGAAGAAGAAGUAAAAUCAUCCCUCCAGGGUUAGGGAUAGAGGACUCGUUUUGCAUUCUCGAGAGACCCUGGCGGGUGGAAGUGUACAUAAUAUUAGAGAACACGCGCCUUUACCGUGAACGACGACGCGGAGGAUCCUUGUUGUUUCACCGAGACGAACGAACGAACUUAUACGACGAGGGUGUUCCGUUAGAGGAUCUGUUCCGAUCCAUGGAGGGAGAGGUUGGCUCCUCUGGGCUCUGGUCCCGCGAUUCCAGGGAACGAGGACGAGAGAAAACGUGUACAUAGUGAAACUGACUCUUGUUACAUACGAUAUACAUAGGUACGACGUAAGGGACGACCUUGAUAAGUUUACGUUUUUAGGGGGCUGGGGGGGAGGGGACAUAGAGGAGCGUGGACGAUGUUAAAAGUGAUGGGGGACUGGUGUUGUUACGUCCACGACGCGGCGGCAGCCCCAGUGACCCUCCGAC